AUGCCAGCUCAAUACUAUCUUACGCCUCAGUUCAUGUUCCUGUCCAACAUUACUCAGUUUAGCCCCAUAUUCUACCUCACAGGUUUUCCAGGCCUGGAAACCAUUGAACACUGGAUCUUCAUUCCCUUUUUCUUUAUGUACCUUUUGGCCAUCUCAGGAAAUUGUCUUAUUUUGAUAAUCAUUAAGAUCAAUGUUCGUCUUCACACCCCCAUGUACUAUCUACUCUCCUUGCUGGCGCUUACUGAUCUGGGGCUCUCAGUAUCCACCUUGCCUACCACAAUGGGGAUUUUUUGGUUCAAAUCCCAUAGUAUCUACUUUGAAGCCUGCCAAAUCCAGAUGUUCUGUAUCCACUCAUUUUCCUUCAUGGAGUCCUCGGUGCUCUUAGUGAUGUCCUUUGAUAGGUUUGUGGCUAUUUGUUAUCCCCUGAGAUACUCGGUUAUUGUCACUGGCCAGAGAAUAAUCAGGGUAGGCUUACUUGUCAUCCUCCGGGGACCAAUGGCCCUUGUUCCCAUUGUCCUCCUCCUGAAGCUCUUUCCCUACUGUGGACCCCUUGUGCUCUCCCACUCCUUUUGCCUACACCAAGAAGUGAUACACCUGGCCUGCACGGAUACCACCUUCAACAACCUGUAUGGGCUGACCCUGGUGGUCUUCACUGUGAUGCUGGACCUAGUGCUCAUUGCACUGUCCUAUGGACUCAUCCUACACACAGUUGCAGGACUGGCUUCCCAAGAGGAGCAGCUUCGAGCCUUCCAAACGUGUACUUCACAUCUCUGUGCUGUGUUGGUAUUUUUUGUGCCUAUGAUGGGGUUGUCCCUGGUACACCGCUUUGGGAAGAAUGCCCCUCCCGCUGUUCAUCUUCUCAUGGCCAACAUUUACCUCUUUGUGCCUCCCAUGCUCAAUCCAAUUAUUUACAGUAUUAAAACCAAGGAGAUCCGCAGAAUCAUCACCAAUCUCCUUGGCCUGAGAGAGACCAGGGCUGAAUUCUAG
Ochotona princeps (American pika) is the source of this 987-nucleotide messenger RNA. Its product is annotated as olfactory receptor 51M1. Gene Ontology annotation, cellular component: membrane. The transcript has a single exon. Gene Ontology annotation, biological process: G protein-coupled receptor signaling pathway. The coding region runs from base 1 to 987 and encodes 328 amino acids. The record is from RefSeq and is a predicted model, not a curated record. Gene Ontology annotation, molecular function: G protein-coupled receptor activity; olfactory receptor activity. NCBI's taxonomy places the organism in Eukaryota, Metazoa, Chordata, Mammalia, Lagomorpha, Ochotonidae.